GAGCCUGAGGCUGUGGGACCCUAAGCUCUGGUCUUCUGCUGCUGUUCCUUCCUCCUUUUCCUCCUGGCUGCCCCCUGCCAGCAGCCCAUCAGCCAAAGAACUUCGUCCCUGCUAUGGACGAUGUCUGGUUCAGUAGAUGACGUGCCCUGCAUGAACUUUGAAGCCAACAUAUUUGCAAAGAGCCUGUGCCAGCACUGCUUCCGAGCAGCAGGGGCUCACCAGCACACUGUCCAGGAGCAUGUCGCGGAGGUCGCAGGGUGCGAUGUUGGCAGUGACACAGACCCAGGCAGGCCCUGGGAAGCCCUCCGCAUUUUAGCCCCUCAGUGUGAGGUAUACGUGUGCGUGGGCCCAGCGGAGGGGACAGAGCGCUCUCCUCCGAAGACCUGCUUUGCUGUGGAUGUGGUGGCAUCCCACGUCGCUCGUGCCUCCCCCAGUAAUGGCCUUCUCCCCGUCCCAGAGCGCUGUCCUGCCAGCCAGAAGCCUGAGGAAAGCUGGCCGAAGCACCGCAUAGAGAGCGGCUAUUUCUCCCUGGAGCGCCGGAAAACCGACCCUCCCUGGGCAUCCGCCGUGCCACGUGUCCCCACCGGCUCCUCGCCGGCCCACAGCAACCCAGUGGGCAGUGGCAGGCGUCUCACCAGCUCCCAGGUUCAGGAGCCCCGCAAGCACCCCAGCAGCGGGGGCGUGGAGGGGCGGCACGGGCUGGAGAGGCAGGAGUACACAGUGCUGGCAGACCUGCCCAAGCCCAAGCGCCUUGGCCAGCGAGAUGCUGUUGACCGCUGCAGCUCCCGCACUCUCAGUCCUGGCCGGGUGGAGGUGGAGAAGAUAUUUGGCUGCGAGCGCAGGAAAUCAGAGACCUUGGAGGCCUUUCAGGCCCUGGAGGAAGGCCGUGUGGACCGGCUUGAUGGCAAGACCCCAGUGCCACCCAGCAAAGGCCGCCUAGUUCAGAGGCAGUUCAGCCCCAGCCGGCCCAGGGAGGGCCAGCGACUCUCCUGGCACCUUGAGCAGCGCAGCAGAGACCCCAAGGAGCCCCUGCGCUCCCCUAGCCCAGCUCAGCACCCAGAGAGAGCCAGCAGGAACCAAGGGGAUCUCCUGCAUCCCACCAGCCCCAGCUGGCUGCUGGAGAGAGGCAGCCGGAGCCCACGCUCCACAAGCCCGGCCCACCGGUCAGAGAGGAGGGCAGGGGAGCCCGUGAGCCCUCCCUGGCACUUGGAGAAAAGCUGGAGGGGCCGAGGGGAGCCCAGCCACCCCCCAAACUUGGAGAGGGGCCGAGGGCAAGCCCCAGAGAGGAAGAGCCGAGGGGACACCCUGCACCCUGCAGGCCUCGGGAAGGCCUCGGAUAACAGCAGGCUGAGCCGGGGAGGGCCACCGCCGCGGUCCCUCAGUCCUGGGAGACAUACGGAGAGUACGUGGAGAAUCCAAAAGGAGAUCUCCCCUCCUGGCCCAGUGCGGGGGGCAGAGAGGCAGCGGGUGAAGUUGGGGGAGCCACUGCACCUCGGUGGGCCCAGGAAGCCAUCUGAAUGCAGCUGGCAGAGCCUUCAGGAAAAACUGCCACCCUCCCACCCUGGAAAGGGUGCUGGCAGUGACCGGAAAGGCCAAGGCAAGCCCUUGCACUCUGUGAGCCCACCACAGCCACUGGAGCAGGACUGGAGGGUCCGGGGAGGUGCCCACCAAGCACAAACGUGGGAGAAGGACUGGAAGCGCCAAGAGAAGCCCAUGUGCCAUGUGGACUUGAUGCGCCAGCUGGAAAGGGACCGGAAAAGCACUGCUAGAAGUCUGGAUGUAGGACUACAGCCAGACAACAGCUGGAAAAGGCCUGUGAGUCCAGCACAGUGGCUGGAGGAUGACUGGAAGGCUCCCGAGCACGCCCAAGUCACAAGCAACCCAGAGAAGCCAUUGGAAAGCAACUGGGGGAACAAGAGGCUUCUCAUUUAUCAUCCCCAGCUAGAUGGAGGUGCCUUCCCACUGCAAAGCAGCGCCAGCUCCUCGGGAGGUCUGCAGCCACGCUCAAAUGCCCGUGAGAAGUGCAACAAGCCAGAUCUCCUCAAUUUCAAGAAGGGAUGGAUGUCCAUCCUGGAUGAGCCGGGAGAGUGGAAGAAACAUUGGUUUGUGCUGACGGACUCGAGCCUGAGGUAUUACCGGGACUCAAACGCAGAGGAGGCUGAUGACCUCGAUGGAGAAAUCGACCUCCGCUCCUGCACGGACGUGACAGAGUUUGCAGUGCAGCGCAACUAUGGCUUCCAGAUACACACAAAGGAUGCUGUCUUCACUUUGUCGGCGAUGACCUCGGGCAUCCGGCGCAACUGGAUUGAGGCCCUGAGAAAGAACGUGCCCCCGGUCAGUGCUCCGGAUGUCACCAAGCUCUCCGACUGCGAUAAGGAGAACUCCUUUCAUAACUGCGUUCCCCCGAAGGGCUCACACCGGACAGAGGAGCAGCAGCAGCGGGGCUCGGGCUCCGAGGGGAACUUGAAGGGCAGUCACUGGAAGGCGGACGGGCAGCGCCAUGCCUUUGACUAUGUGGAGCUGUCUCCCUUGCCACAGGACCCUGGGAAUCAGGGGUCCUCACAGAGGACAAGAGGGAGCUUGAGGAUCUCUGACCGAACUCCCAAGCAUGAGGAGCUGGAGCGGGAUCUGGCCGUCCGUUCAGAGGAGAGGCGGAAAUGGUUCGAGACCACCGAUGGAAGGGUCCCAAAUAGUGAUGGCCUGGUGGGGGAAUCUUUGCUCAAGGCAGGGGAGCAGGACCUGCCCACUCCCCCACUUUCGGAGGACCAGCAGAUUCGGCUGAAUGAGGAGAUAGAGAAGAAGUGGCUGGAGCUGGAACGCCUGCCCUUGAAGGACUCACGGCGGGUGCCCUUGACAGCACUGCUGAACCAGAGCAAGGUUUGCCAUGGAGACACCACUGAGGCACUGAAAAAGGAGGUCCAGUCACUGCGGGCACAACUGGAGUCCUGCCGGGCCCGAAACGAGAGCCUUCGGGAGGCAGCAAAAUCCCAGGGAGAUGGCCAUGUGCCCCGGGGGUACAUCUCACAGGAGGCCUGCGAGCGCAGCCUGGCCGAGAUGGAGUCGUCCCACCAGCAAGUGAUGGACGAGCUCCAGAGGCACCACCAGCGGGAGCUGGAGCGGCUGCGGCAGGAGAAGGAGCGGCUCCUGGCAGAGGAGGCUGCGGCGACAGCAGCAGCCAUCGAGGCACUGAAGAAAGCCCACCGGGAGGAGAUGAACAAGGAGCUGGGCAGGACACGAAGCUUCCAGCAGUGUGGCUCAGUCUCGGAUGCCCUCCAGAAGCAGCACCAGUUGGAUGUGGAUUCCCUGAAGCGAGAGCUGCAGGUGCUUUCUGAACAGUACUCCCAAAAGUGCCUGGAAAUUGGGGAGCUCACCCAGAAGGCCGAGGAACGGGAGCAGACACUGCUGCGCUGUCAGCAGGAGGGAAAGGAGCUCCUCCGGAAAAACCAGGAGCUGCAAACCCGCCUCUCGGAUGAGAUCGGGAAGCUGCGAAGCUUUAUUUCGUCACGGGGCUCUGGGGACCGCUCUCCGCACAACAAUGAGCGGAGCUCCUAUGAGCUAGAGGUGCUGCUGCGGGUGAAGGAGAAUGAGCUCCAAUACCUGAAAAAAGAGGUGCAGUGCCUCCGGGAGGAGCUGCAGAUGAUGCAAAAGGAUAAGAGAUUUGCCUCAGGGAAAUACCAAGAUGUCUAUGCAGAGCUCAAUCACAUUAAGGUGCGCUCAGAGCGAGAGAUUGAGCAGCUGAAGGAGCACCUGCGCCUGGCCAUGGCAGCUCUGCAGGAGAAGGAGUCACUGUGCAACAGUGUUGACGAGUAACGGUCUGCUCUUCGUUCGUUUAUCUGUUCUUGUUAUGUAUUUGCUCCAUUCCUCACUUGCAGGGAGGGGGAGGUUGAAUCCUAUCCGUUAUCGCCUUGGGAGGAAUCACACCCACCCCCCCCCCCAGCCUCCUCACUCACCUCCCAAAGCUUUUUUGAUGAACCCCUUUGCUGCAUACCUGAGCACAUUGUUUGGACUGGCUCCUUACAUGCACCUUCUUCAGGAUUUUAUAUGUGAAAAUUAUAUUUUAUAGAUGAAUUUUUCCCUCUGGGAAGAAGGCUAAGAGGAGGGGGAAAGCUUUUACUACAUCACCAGCAUUUUCUAACCUGAAAAAGAGAAUCUGGUUUCCCCCCCUCCCCAGCCCCAUUGCUUACAGCCACCUUCUGCACGUAUUCCCACUCUUCCAAAUGUCUUUGCGGCCCCCUUGGGAUGUACGGCGAGGACCACGCUCCAUGCCACCCCCAGGGACCUGCAGAGAAGACAUGCAAGGCAUAGGAGGGAGCUGCUGGGGCAGUCUGCCAUGGACAUGCUUGCCUGGGACUUUUGAAAGAGGAGACCUUGGCAAGAGUCCGCAUGAUCGAGCUCUCUCCGUGACUGUCCUUUGGCUCCUUCGAGAACCCAAGCUGGCAGGAGCCCAGAGCCACGGGGCCUCUCCUUUCUGGGAUAGAGGAGCUGUGAGGCUGCUACUGCACCCACUGGAGCCAACCCCCCUGAGGUGGCAGCUGCUGCUGCUCUGCUGCACCCUUCAACUUUUAACUUAAUAAAUCUUCCCCUUUUGCUGAGAAAAA
Molecule: messenger RNA, 4598 nt
Organism: Phalacrocorax carbo (great cormorant)
Lineage: Eukaryota; Metazoa; Chordata; Aves; Suliformes; Phalacrocoracidae
Source: RefSeq, a predicted model, not a curated record